GACACUUGCUGUUGUCAAUUUACGUUCGUGGAGGUCUUCUGUGAAUGCACUGGCGGGAGAAAGUCGUCUGUGUAAUAAGAAGAUUUUGCGAAACAUUUUAGUGACUGGAACGGAAACUACAGCCUCUGUUUUACUCUUUUAAUGAUUUAGUAACUGUUUAGUGGCAAACCGCGUCGAGGACAACUGUUUGACAAAAAAAAACAAUUGUGUCUGGACAGGAACGUUUGACAAGCUAGUCGGCUAGCUAGCUUAUUAGCUUGCUAUCUGGCUAUCAGUCUGUUGGAUUCAAGUGUUAUCGUGACUUUUGCCGGCGAGGCACAGAACGUUGGUGUUUUUCAACAAGACCUUCGAAACCAGAACUUGUAAGCUUUUUGUUGUUGCUAUAUUUGGAGCAGAGAUUCUGCUGUUGUUCGAAGUGGGCGGCAAGACCGGUUUGGAUAUCAACCUUCGCCUCAUCGCCUGGCUCCGACAUCCCCGGCUACUAGCAACAUUUGCCAGAGGAGGCUAGCUAUCUAUCGUAGACGUCCAUCUCGCUUUUGUCCAGGCAGAGGGUUUUCUCGCCAGCAAUACAAGGACAAACAGCUGCUAUUUUGAUCCACUCAACUAGCUGCAAGAAAAUGGCGAAAGUACAAGUGUUGAAUGUAGCAGUUUUGGACAACCCUAGCCCUUUCGGAAACCCAUUCCAGUUUGAAAUCACAUUCGAAUGCAUGGAAGAUUUACCCGAAGACCUGGAGUGGAAGAUCAUCUACGUCGGCUCGGCCGAAAGUGAGGAGUACGACCAGGUCCUAGACUCGGUGCUGGUCGGGCCCGUGCCAGCUGGACGCCACAUGUUUGUGUUUCAGGCAGAUGCGCCAAACACGGGGCUGAUUCCGGAGAGUGAUGCCGUGGGCGUGACCGUGGUGCUGAUCACCUGCACCUACAGGGGUCAGGAGUUCAUCCGCAUCGGUUACUAUGUCAACAACGAGUACACGGAACCAGAGCUGCGGGAGAACCCACCCAUCAAGCCAGACUACACACAACUCCAGAGGAACAUACUGGCAUCCAACCCGCGCGUGACGAGGUUCCACAUCAACUGGGAGGGAACCGCUGACAAGAUGGAGGACUCGGAGAACGUGGACCCCGCACCCAACACCAUGCUGCCGCCAUCCUGUCUCCCUGGAAAAGCCCCGCCCCUCGGACUGUUGCCAGACAACUCCAUGGACUGUCUGUAAACAAAAACAAAAAACACACACACACGCACACACUCAGACACACACAUUUGCAUAUGUACUUAACCUCACAAGCUCUUAAGCACGAUAGUGCUACUGUUACACAGUAUGGUGAAGGAUGAAGCACUCAAAACACACACACACACACACACACACAUACAUAAUUUCUCUGCAACCUAAACACACUCGGCAGGUUAAGGCGCUGUGUGUUGUUCUCGGGUUGACCAUUGUGAGGGCUGGGAGCGUGUGUGAACGCCUUGCUUGUGGCCACCUGUUUGGGUUUCCCUUACAGUCAAGCAAAGAGAAGAAAGAAGUGCGUUAGCACUGACCUGCUCCUUACACGAACACACACACACACACACACACACACACACACACACACACACCAGCAUUGCCUUCCAGCACGUGCUCCCGCGCUGGAGAGAAGUUGGCUCUGCCUGUCGUCGUCGUCCUCCUUCUGUGACAGCCAAAACUCAUUUCUCUUUGGACUCCCUCGGAAGUUUUUAUUUUGGAUUUGGAAUGAAGCAGCUAUCUGUUUUGAAAAGAAAACACAAAACCUUGUGUUGUCUAUUGUAUGUGUUUGUUUGUUUGUUUGUUUUUUUGUAUAUUGAAGCGAACAAAAAGAAACAUGUUGUAUCAAAACUAAAGGUGGGGUUUCCCUGGCUUUUUA
Messenger RNA from Clupea harengus (Atlantic herring), 1878 nucleotides. RefSeq names its product anti-silencing function 1B histone chaperone b (gene asf1bb). Gene Ontology annotation, molecular function: histone binding. The record is from RefSeq and is a predicted model, not a curated record. Gene Ontology annotation, cellular component: chromatin; nucleus. Lineage: Eukaryota; Metazoa; Chordata; Actinopteri; Clupeiformes; Clupeidae. Gene Ontology annotation, biological process: DNA replication-dependent chromatin assembly.